Pollicipes pollicipes is the source of this 428-nucleotide messenger RNA. RefSeq lists its product as uncharacterized. Lineage: Eukaryota; Metazoa; Arthropoda; Thecostraca; Pollicipedomorpha; Pollicipedidae. The coding region runs from base 30 to 326 and encodes 98 amino acids. The transcript is spliced from 3 exons. The record is from RefSeq and is a predicted model, not a curated record.
UAAUCGUACCGGACCCGAAGCAACUCGUCAUGAAGGUGGUCAUCGCUCUGUUUGCGCUGGUGGCUGUGGCCAACUCGGCCCUGGUGUACUCUGGCCUGGGUCUGCCGGCGACCUACUCUGGCCUGCACGCCGUGGCGUACAGCGCCCCGGCCGUGCACAUCCAGCCACAGAUCACCACCUACUCGCUCAACCCCAUCGCCCACGAGGUGAACUACGCCCAUCCCGGUUACGUGGCCGUCACCCCGGGAGCCAAGCACGUGGCCCCCCUGCCGUACGCCGGAGCCAGCCAUCACGUCAACCUGGCCAACGCCCCCGGCACUAAGUAGACAUCCUACUGUGCCUCAUCACACCACCAAUGGAUUCGUUCGAACCGCAUAACGUUGGUUCGUGAAUGAGCGUUCCUGUCAUCAAUAGACCAUUUGACAUCA